This is a messenger RNA of Thlaspi arvense, 1699 nucleotides long. NCBI's taxonomy places the organism in Eukaryota, Viridiplantae, Streptophyta, Magnoliopsida, Brassicales, Brassicaceae. The record is from the annotation of a GenBank genome assembly.
GAUGGCUUCUUUGAUCACAACCAAAGCAAUAAUGAGUCAUCAUCAUGUUUUGUCCUCAACUAGAAUCACUACUCUUUGUUCCGACAAAUCCAUCGACGACAAACAAAUAAAAACAAAACUCCAAAUCUCCAAUCGGUUAUCUUCCCGGAGGAUCUCCGGUGUAACCAGAGCUGUAAUCGAUUCGCCGGCAUCGUCGCCGGAGAAAGAGAAGAUGGAAGGUGAGAGACGGUGUCAUGUUGCGUGGACAAGUGUACAACAAGAGAAGUGGGAGGGUGAGCUUACUGUCCAAGGAAAAAUCCCCACUUGGCUGAAUGGUACGUACCUAAGAAACGGUCCGGGCUUAUGGAACGUCGGAGACCACGAUUUCCGACAUCUCUUCGACGGCUACUCCACACUCGUCAAGCUCCAAUUCGACGAUGGUCGUAUAUUAUCUGGCCACCGCCUCCUCGAGUCCGACGCCUACAAAGCCGCCAAGAAACACAAGAAACUCUGUUACCGAGAAUUCUCCGAGACUCCAAAACCGGCGAGAAACAGCUUCAAAAACCUUUUCUCCGGUAUAGGAGAAAUCGUCAAACUUUUCUCCGGCGAGUCUUUAACGGACAACGCCAACACCGGAGUGGUCCGUCUCGGUGACGGGCGAGUGAUGUGUCUCACGGAGACUCAAAAAGGAUCGAUUUUAGUCGACCAUGAGACGUUAGAGACGAUAGGGAAAUUCGAAUACGACGACGGAUUGUGCGAUCAUAUGAUCCAAUCAGCGCAUCCGAUUGUUACGGAGACGGAGAUGUGGACGUUGAUACCGGAUCUUGUUAAACCGGGUUACCGGGUCGUGAGGAUGGAGGCCGGGUCGAAUAAAAGGGAGGUUGUGGGGCGGGUGAAGUGCCGGGCCGGGUCAUGGGGACCCGGGUGGGUUCACUCGUUUGCGGUGACGGAAAAUUAUGUUGUGAUACCGGAAAUGCCCCUGAGGUAUUCGGUGAAGAAUCUGCUUAGAGCUGAGCCGACACCGCUUUACAAGUUCGAGUGGUGUCCGGACGACGGAGCUUUUGUUCAUGUCAUGUCCAAACUCACCGGAGAAAUCGUGGCGAGCGUGGAGGUCCCGGCGUACGUAACGUUUCACUUCAUAAACGCAUACGAAGAAGAUGAAAACGGCGAGACGGUAAUCAUUGCAGAUUGCUGCGAACACAAUGCGGAUACUCGAAUACUCGAUAUGCUCCGCCUUCAUACCUUACGUUCCUCCCAUGGCCACGACGUACUACCCGAUGCUAGGAUCGGGAGAUUCAAGAUACCGUUGGACGGGAGCAAAUACGGGAAACUGGAGACGGCGGUAGAUGCGGAGAAGCAUGGGAGAGCGAUGGAUAUGUGCAGCAUCAAUCCUUUGUAUUUGGGUCUCAAAUACCGUUACCUUUAUGCAUGUGGUGCUCAACGACCUUGUAACUUCCCAAAUGCUCUCUCCAAGGUUGAUCUUGUGGAGAAGGAGGUGAAGAACUGGCACGAACACGGUGUUAUACCAUCCGAACCAUUCUUUGUGCCUCGACCUGGCGCUACCCAUGAAGAUGAUGGAGUGGUGAUAUCGAUAGUAAGUGAAGAAAAUGGAGGAAGCUUUGCCAUCUUGCUUGAUGGAAGCUCUUUUGAGGAAAUAGCAAGAGCCAAGUUUCCUUAUGGUCUUCCUUAUGGAUUACAUGGUUGCUGGAUUCCCAAACAU